AUGGGAGCAACGAAUUCAAGGCCAGAAUUUGUGCUUCGUAUUCCUACUGAAUUUUCUGAACAAUUUAUAAACCAUAUUCAAAACACAACGGAAACCGAUACAACCCGAAAUCUGGAUGUUGAAGCUUAUGUUCAAAAACGCGUAAAACAAGAACUUAUUACUCUGCAGGAACGGCAGGCCAAAGUUCUGCAUGAGAUGCAAAGGGUCGAACAGGAAAAGGGUGAAAAAAUGCAACAAAAAAUACCAGAUUUCAAGGAUUCGCCAACACUAAACUCGGAGAUUGAUAAAAUGCGAGACAAUUUGCAAAAAGAAUUACAAUCGAAACCAAUACUUGAUGAAGAACAUGCGAAAAAGUUGUCAGAAAUCCGCAGUCAACUGCUCUUGUGUUUAAACGAGAACACCGAGAAAAGCUUAUUGUGUAGACCAAUUGUGAAGGAUCUUACAAACUUGGUGUCUCAGAUACAAAUUAAUUCACUUAAUCCCCAAGUAUGUCAUGAGUGUCACCAUUAG
Schizosaccharomyces japonicus yFS275 is the source of this 510-nucleotide messenger RNA. RefSeq names its product DUF1690 family protein. The record is from RefSeq and is a predicted model, not a curated record. The transcript has a single exon. The coding region runs from base 1 to 510 and encodes 169 amino acids. NCBI's taxonomy places the organism in Eukaryota, Fungi, Ascomycota, Schizosaccharomycetes, Schizosaccharomycetales, Schizosaccharomycetaceae.